Polyodon spathula (Mississippi paddlefish) is the source of this 3311-nucleotide messenger RNA. Its product is annotated as zinc finger protein 33A-like. The transcript is spliced from 2 exons. Bases 483 to 3239 code for a protein of 918 amino acids. The record is from RefSeq and is a predicted model, not a curated record. Gene Ontology annotation, molecular function: DNA-binding transcription factor activity, RNA polymerase II-specific; sequence-specific DNA binding. Lineage: Eukaryota; Metazoa; Chordata; Actinopteri; Acipenseriformes; Polyodontidae. Gene Ontology annotation, biological process: regulation of transcription by RNA polymerase II. Gene Ontology annotation, cellular component: nucleus.
GUGACGGAUGCGGGAUGCGGGCUGCGGCUGCUGUGUUGUAAUGCAUAGCCGAGCUGCGGGUUUUGCAAAGUGAACGCUGGUGGAUGCAAUCCACAGACCGCAGCAUGUUGCAGGCAACCCGGCCACUGCGUAGCGCGCAGUCCGAGGAGCCCGGCGCUGCACGGUGAAGCCGGUGCGCUCAGAGCAGACUGUGGGGGAGAGGCGUGCUCAAGUUUAGCGCCAUUCCGCCCGGGACAAAACAAUAGGGGAUAUUGAGUGGAGGAAGAGGCAUCUGGUCGGGGCUCAGCUGCGGGAACCCCGCGCAAGAUGGGGAGGUGCUGGUCUUUGUUAUUCAGCGUCACCGGCUGGAAAGCCCGGAGUGAAUAGACAUCAUCAGAACGCAGAAUUCCAGGCUCUCCUCCCCAUUCGCCCCCCCCGCAGAUGUCAGUUUUAAAUCGACCACAAGAACCGCAGCAGCCCCCCCAGCAGCGCCCCCCGUCGCGAUGUCGCCGCCGCCCCUCAUUAAAGCGUACCGCUGCCACAUGUGCGAGGAGAGCUUCAGCGCCAUGGGGCUGCUCAUCGAGCACCAGUCCGCGCACGCUGGCCAGGGGCUGCUGUUCUGCGGGAAGUGCGAGGGUCUGUUCUCCUGCCGAGACCAGCUGGAGCAGCACCAGUGCACCUCCUGCACCUACAUCUGCACCUGCGGCAACGGCUUCCCCCAGUACCCUGCCCUGCUGGAGCACAUGCGCUCCCACGACGAGGGGCUGCCCCCGGGGUACCCCGACCCCGUCGCGCAGGCCCGCUCGCACACGCUGCUGGCCGACUUGGUGAAGCAGAGGCAGCAGGAGAAGGGAGGAGGACGAGCCGGGACCGGGGCCCCUGCGGGCUUCGGAGAGAUGGUCGUCCUGAAGCUGCGGUUUCUCCCCGUGGUCAGCAUCAGGCGCCAGGAGGAGGAGGAGAGCGUGAGGGGCCACAAGUGCGGCAUCUGCGGCUGGACCUUCGUCAGCCUGGACCUGCUGAUCGAGCACCACACCAGCCACGGCGCGGACGCCGUGUACGGCUGCCGGAGGUGCCGGAGAGCCGUGAGCAGCAGCGUGCUGCUGGAGAGACACGCCUGCGCCCCACGGGACCUGCUCGGGAACGGAGGCUCCUUCCGCUUCGACGGCGUGGCGGUCAUGCAGGGGCAGGGGCAGGUGCCGCUGGGCUACGUGGGGGACGUGUCCCGUCGCCGGGGGGAUCUGGAGAAGCACCAGGUCUCCCAUUUGGACGGCAAGCCCUUCCACUGCCACAAGUGCCACAGGUUCUACCUGCAGAAGAGCAGCCUGCGGAAACACAGGUGCCCCGUGAGCGACAGAGACCCGGGACAUGGUCUGAGGAAGAGCGUCAGUCACCGAGGGGAGCAGACCGUGUUCAUCUACAAACGCAGCGAGUGCGCGGGGUCCGGCGGGCUGGGCCACGGCAUCAAGGAAGUGAGAAGUCAGGUCAAAGUGACGUUCCGGGAAAAACAGCCCCUGACCCAGCCACAGCCCCUGACUCAGUUUCAACCACAGCCCCUAACCCUGACCCAGUUUCAACCACAGCCCCUAACCCUGACCCAACCACAGCCCCUGACCCAGUUUCAGCCACAGCCCCUAACCCUGACCCAGCCACAGCCUGAGCCUCGACCGCUGCUUCUGAUCCAGUCUCCGCUCCAGUCUCGGCUCCUGCCUCAGACUCUACCUCAUUUGCAGGCUCAGCUCCUUUCUUCUUUCCAGACUCGGGCUCGACUCCAAUACCAGCGCCAGUCUCCGCUGCUGCGCCCGAGCCAGACCAGCAAGGCUCUGCCCUCUGACCGGCUGAGUCAGAGCGCGGACUGGCACAAGGACCGGGGGCCGGGCUGCGUCCGAGCGAAGGGGCCCAGCUGGUUGGACCCCAAGGCCCGGCUGCUGAUCCUCCGCAAACCCGAGUCCGAGCCUCCUCUCCCCCUGGAGGAAGAUUUCGUGUUCCGCUCGGCGCGCGGGACAAGGACUUACCAGCGCGGAAACUGCAGUGUCGGCCACACCCGGCCCUUCGUGAUGCCGGAACCAGAGAAGAGCAGCAGCGAGGUGCAGGCGGGUGGGGGACCGCCUGAGGAAGAGAGAUCGGAGGCCCCUCCCUCCCCCACCAAGAGGAAACUGGAGCUGCAGUUUUCAGAAGAGGAGGACGACGACUGCAUGAUCGUCGAGCCCAACCAGCAGAACAACAAAGAGGAGGAGGGGAGGAGGAGGAGGAGGAGAGCGGAGGAAGAACACGAACCUCAAAACCCCCGAGCUCUCCCAGCCUCCCGGGACUGCAACGGCACGGACUCCCGGGAAACAGAUCCGCCCGCGGGGUCCCGCGAACAGGAGGUCCUGCCCCCGGAGGAGGAGGAGGAUCAGGAGCAGCGCAGCGAGACCCCCGGCUACCAGAGGCUGGAGGCGGAGUGUGGCAAGACGCUGAUCCGUAAGAGGUGCUUCGUCCCCUUGACCAGGAUCCGGGAGGAAGAGGAGGGUGAGGGGGCCCGGCGCAAGAAGACGAUGACGUGCGAGCCUGGCGUCAAGAAUCUGUCUGUAAAACCAACGAAGGGAGGAGGAGGAGGGGUGGGGGGGAACCUGCAGGAGACGACAACCCCCCCCAAAAGGAAACUGGAGCUGGAGUUCUCAGAGGAGGAGGAAGAGGACUGCGUGAUCGUCGAGCCCAACCAGAAGAAGAUAAAGAGCGAAGCGGAGCCUCAGCCUGUUGAAAUCCUCCCGGCCUCUCGGGGCAGCAACGGCACCGAAUCCCGACAGGCUGUUUACCACGGUCAUCAGCAGCGGCCCGACCAGACCUUCCGCUGCCUGCGCUGCGGGACCCUCUUCCCCCAGUCUGAGGCGCUCGCCCGGCACAGCGAGGCCUGCAGCCGGGCGCCGCCCCAGCGGGGGAGCCCCCAGCCCUCGCGGCUUCUGUGCGGGAAGUGUCGCACGGGCUUCCCCUCCAGAGCGGAGCUCGACCGGCACCUCCGGGAUUCCCGCUGCCUGCAGCAGGCUCUGCUCACCCGCCAGGUUUGUGACCGGGGGUUCAGCGACGAGCAGCGGCUGCACGGAUGCCAGGACCCCUACCGCUGCCCAGGCUGCAGGGAGAGCUUCGCCAGGCAGGGGGCGCUGCAGGAGCACAUGCGGGCGCACGGGGGGCUGGCGGACGGCGCGCUGAGACAGGAGGGGUGGAGGUACAGAACGGGCUUCUGUACCGUGCAGUACUUCCCCGGGGUGAAAGAGGAAGGCUGAACAGACGGACAGACAGACAGACAGACAGGCAGGCGGAUGCACUGCUGCCUUAUCUUUUUUUUUAAUUUUUAA